Messenger RNA from Octopus bimaculoides (California two-spot octopus), 3299 nucleotides. RefSeq lists its product as uncharacterized. The record is from RefSeq and is a predicted model, not a curated record. Gene Ontology annotation, molecular function: K63-linked polyubiquitin modification-dependent protein binding; zinc ion binding; cysteine-type deubiquitinase activity. Gene Ontology annotation, cellular component: nucleus; cytoplasm. Gene Ontology annotation, biological process: protein K33-linked deubiquitination; protein K63-linked deubiquitination; cytoskeleton organization. Lineage: Eukaryota; Metazoa; Mollusca; Cephalopoda; Octopoda; Octopodidae.
UCUUCUUCUUCUUGCAGUAUCCCUCCACUUCCACCUCCUCCUCCUCCUCGUAACUCCUUAGUUGUGGACGUUGUUAUUACUUCUGCUGCCAGAAUGCUUAUUCUUCUCGUACUAUUAUGGCUAAACAGGAGAGAUCACAAAUGUUGGAAGAGUUUGUCCAAGAAACUGGCUUGGAUCGAAGAUUUGCUCAGAAUGUCUUGCAAGAAAGUAACUGGUGUCUCAAGGAUGCACGUAAAAUUCUGCAGCCUCUUACUAUAACGGAAGCCAGUGUGCAUCCGUACCAACCUCAGUAUGGAGUCGAGAGGCAAGCCAACACGACAGUUUCUGCUCCUCCUUCUUCUCAUGUGUCAAUGGCCAGCAUGAGUCGAGCGCCCCGUGGUGGUGGGCGUACCUCAGCUCUGGCCCCUACCACAGCCCAGCACUAUUACGACAGUGCUGUCGCUUGCCUGGAAUCAAACAAAGACUUACCUUCCUCUCGUUCUCCCUAUUGUCCAACAGAUGGCAGUGCCACGACUGCUGCUGCUGCUGCUCCUGCGAGUGGCAUACACAGGGCAGUCGGUGGGGCUCCGCUCUCACAGGGUACCCCUUCAGCUUUCAGUAACGGGGCCGUACUACGCCCCUCGGCAGGAGGUAUCAGCUCAAGGCAAAUGUACUCUGUUGAUUAUGAUUUCAAUGAAAGUAGGAGAUAUGGCCCCGUUAAAGGGGGCGCUAUCGAACGGACUGUUCCUAUUCAUAUCGAGAAAGGGUACGGCGGCAACCACUCGGCCACCACUUCCUCCACAACUAAUAGGACUGCAACGUUGAGCAACAGCCCAGCAAACAGCCACUUUUACCCUAUUCAGGACUCUCUCCCUAAAGUGACCAGCAACUCUCAGGAUAUCAGUUUGUCCAGUCAAUGUGAUGGUCAGCAGCAGUCGAAAAGCAGUGACCACCACAAGCAGAGAACGUCUCCAUCGCUUGGACAAGUCAACUGUCCAUCUCCUGAAGCUUGUUCAGUCGAUCCACAUCACAAAUUGAAGCGUGGAAUAUCGAAUACAGUCGAGAAUGUGCCAUUAGUGAGUAAAGUCAGGAACGAUGUUCUCCAAGACAUUGAAGAAUCCAGCCAUGACCAUAUGUAUACCCAAACCUUUGUCUUACCUGACUUGUCGGUUUAUUCUGAAGAUUUCCGCAUGUUUCUGGAACGAGACCUUGUCGAAACAUCAACACUUGUUUCCCUUGAACAAGCUGGCCGUUUAAACUGGUGGUCAACUGUAGGCGUUUGUCAACGUUUAAUGCCAAUGGCUACAACUGGUGAUGGUAAUUGUCUCUUACAUGCAGCUUCGUUAGCUAUGUGGGGUGUGCAGGAUAGAGAUUUGAUACUUCGUAAAGCUCUUUAUGACACGAUGACAAAGGAAACCUAUCGAGGGGCACUGUACAGACGUUGGCGGUGGCAGCAGACCCUUCUGAACAAGGAGUCUGGUUUGAUUUUCUCUGAAGAUGAAUGGAAAAGUGAAUGGAGUAAUUUGUUGAAGUUAGCGUCUCCUAAACCUCGUUCUAUUAUGUCUACUGGCAGUGCCUCAUCUCCUUCGUCGUCCCCUUCAUCUCAAGCUAACCAAAGGUCUGCAAUUCCUCUGGUUGAUCCUAAUUUUGAACUUCUCCCAAUCCACUUCCCGAAUGAUCCAACGGAUAAAAUAAACUGGAAGAUGCAUGAAAAGAAUCCUCAACCUUCAGAACUUGGUUUAGACGAACGACUUCUGCUUCUACAGAACUAUUUGGAGCUCGAUUGGUUGCCAAUGACCCACCCUAAUGAAUUGGAAGACGCUGAAUGUAUGGACCAGAAAUCCUGUGGCUCACACGAAUCAGAUCAGAGCGAUGUGAGUAGCUGUGGAGGUUCAGUGUCGGGGAAUACGACGGUGAAAGAGAAGAAGAAAGAUUUGAAAGAGAAACGAAUGAGUCAACAGAUGCAAACGGUUGCCAAACAGUUUGGCAGCAUCGGUAAGUCAAUGGGGAAAAAACUGAAAAAGAACUUCAGCAUCGGUAAAUCGGGGAAGUUGUUACCCCCAGAAGUCGGUGAAAAGUUGAGUCGACCGACGUCGGUCGGGGGUGGGGUUACUCAAAGUACGAAACUAACUAUUAGUAUAGCGAUGUUUCUCGAGAGAGACAAAGUUCUAUGUGCCAAACUGUCAACAAACAAAACUUCAGUUCAGAAAGAACUGAUUCGUAAUUAUUUAUUCAAUGCAAAUAAAAGAUUUGAGAAAGAGGUUGAAAGUCGUCGGAAACGUGAAGAAGAAGGAUUCGGUCGCGGUGCUGUGAACCGUCGGGAGAGGACUUGUUUACCGACCAAGUGUGUUACAACGGACUGUAAUAUGUACGGGACUGUGGAGACGUCGUAUUUGUGUUCUAAGUGUUAUUCUCAACAAAAACAGCAGGCGAUGAACCAGGAGAAAAGCAAAGGUCAGGUAGGGGGUAUUUACAAUACGUACCCUUGUCAUGGGAAAUGGUCUGAGCAGAUCCCAGCUUCCACGUACGCACAGACUCAUAGCAAGUCCAAGUUCUUCACCAGUGCCAUGGAUAAGGGGUGCAACACUAUUCCCACAACCAGUGUUGGCAUGGUAACGAGGGGUGUGCCUGAGCAGCUGUGCGGCUCCCAGACUCUGCCUGCAACAUUCGGCAAGCAACGUCCCUCUUCACUGGAAUUCUUGGCUGGCGGCGGCGGCACCAAUAGUUACGGCGGAGAAGACGUGGAUGCAGACCUCAACAGCGAGAUGAAACAGUUGUCGACUAACAUACCUUCACAUGAAGAUGUCACUAUUAUUGCCUCUACUACCACAUCUACAUCUGUCGCAACUACUACAGUCACUAAUAGUACCACUGCGGCUACAAGUAAUGCUACUGUUUCUUCGUCGUGUGAGUUUACACCAAUCCAGCCUCAACUAGCGUUGAACGAGAGGGGUUUGCCGAUCGUGGUCAACAACAACCAACCCUGCUGUCGUACACCAUCUCCUGACUAUGACAACGUGGACUACCUGAGUUUUAAGAAAAAUAACUUAAAUCAGGCCGAAACGGUUAUGGAUUGCGCAAACAAAGCCAACCUGUUGUAUGUGUCUGGGGUGGACGGCGCCAAUACGCCAAUUCAUUGCCUGACGAAAGGAUGCGAGUUCUAUGGAAGCCUUGACAGAAAUUCUUUAUGUUCGAAAUGUUACAAAGAAAUUAUUUCUUCAGAGAAUUCUGGUUUUCUAUAUCUAUGUUAUUUUUACAAGGAAAAGGUUGACAGUAACUUCGAAGUUUCAGUUAAUGUAGCCUUCAUCAGACUGUCAUAG